AUGGCUGCUUCGCUUCUUCUCAUGGCCUCCGACAAAAACAAGACCAUGAAACCGCCUCCUGCUCUUUUUGGUUUGUCCGAGGAAGAACCACCCAAGACGGAACCCUCCAAAAGCAGCAGAGGAAGGAAGGCCGGUAAUAAUGGAAAGGGUCCGAAUCAGAAGAAGCAACCCCAGAGAGGUAUGGGUGUGGCUCAGCUUGAAAGUAUUCUCAGGGUUCAAGAGAUGAACCAGAUGCAGAGGUCAUCGUCUUCAGCUGUAAUAACACCACUUCAUCUCUCUCCAUCGUUCCCCACCGUCAAUGACUCCUUCGCCGCCAGUCCUCCUCUGCGUUACGGUGCAUCCACUAACCAUGGACCGCUUCAUUGCCCUCCUCCUCCGCCAUGUAUGUUAAAUGGCACCGCCGUAAUCCCUGGUGGGUCGGGUCAGGGUCCGACCGUUGGGACUGCGGCCAAUAAUGCUGCGUUCAAUGUGCUUGGUGUUGGUGGUGGAGGGUACUCGUAUGGAUUCGGAGCUCCGGCUUGGAGUCCCUUGGUCGGAUGCCCUGUGGAGACCUCGAGAGAGCUCUCUUCAAUGCCAAAUCCUUAUUCUGAAUCUCAGCCCUGUGAUAUUUGCUUCAAGAAAAAGCGUUUCGCCGACGACAAUAUCGUUAGAGGAUCAAAUACAAGGAGAGACAGUUCUUUAGAUAUAUGGUCCAUGAUCAAUGGCCCGGAUCAUUUUCUGAGGUUCGCUCCCCAACAAUGCCCCAACCUCCCUGCCGGAACCACUGAUUUCAGCACCAGAAUGUCUACUCUCAAUGCUUAUUCUUAUCCCAAUCUUGAUGAGUCUGUGGGAGUUGUGGCGGUUCACAGGAAGGCAGGGUCGACGAGUGGGAAAAUUUUGAUGGAAUAUGAGUUUUUCCCGGGAAAAGAGAAUGCGAGAGGCACUGCUUCCAAGGAACUGGAAUUAUCUUUAGUAGGGGGCGAAGCAGCUUAUUCUUCUUCUUCUAUUACUGCAGCGCUAUCAGCUAGAGCUCUUAAUGGGAAUGCAGAUGCUUCUGCAGCUGCUUCUAAUUCUGUUGAUCUGUCUCUCAAGCUUUAA
Messenger RNA from Neltuma alba, 1077 nucleotides. Its product is annotated as protein SPOROCYTELESS-like. Gene Ontology annotation, molecular function: DNA-binding transcription factor activity. The record is from RefSeq and is a predicted model, not a curated record. NCBI's taxonomy places the organism in Eukaryota, Viridiplantae, Streptophyta, Magnoliopsida, Fabales, Fabaceae. The transcript is spliced from 3 exons. Bases 1 to 1077 code for a protein of 358 amino acids.